Messenger RNA from Monosiga brevicollis MX1, 1032 nucleotides. RefSeq lists its product as uncharacterized. Gene Ontology annotation, molecular function: protein binding. The record is from RefSeq and is a predicted model, not a curated record. NCBI's taxonomy places the organism in Eukaryota, Choanoflagellata, Craspedida, Salpingoecidae. Gene Ontology annotation, cellular component: cytoplasm. Bases 1 to 1032 code for a protein of 343 amino acids. The transcript is spliced from 13 exons.
AUGGCCAAGUGGUUGAACAAGCGUACCCAGGCUGUCACUGAGCGCCUGAACAAGGACACCAAGCGCACCGAGUAUGAAACGGAUUUCCAAGAACUUAUCGAUCAAACCGAGGCUACUCGCGCAGCUAUUCAACGCCUUUUCAAGGAUGUGCCGGUCUUUCUUCAUCCCAACCCGGCCGCUCGUGCCAAGGCGGCGAUGGGCACGACGUACGCCAAAAUGCGCAAGACAGCCUCCGAGCGCCGGUAUCCUCAUCAUACCGGAGAGCUGGCUACAGUUUUGACCAAGAGUGCUGAGGAGUUUCCACCCGACUCAGGCUUUGGACAAGCCAUGCGCCACGUCGGCGAGGCUCUUCAGAAAAUUUGCGAAGCCCACCAUGAGAUGGAUGACGACGUGAUGCAGCAUUUGCUGGCCCCGAUCAAGGAGACCCAGGAUGGUGUUCUCAAGGACUUGGCCAAGGAGCGCAAGAAAAUGGAAUCUCGCCGUCUGGAUUACGAUUACAAGAAGCGCAAGAUUGAAACGGGCAAGAGCAGUUUCACAAACGAUGACGUGAAGCAGGCUGAGGAAAAGUUUGCCGCCUCGCGCGAGAUCUACGAAAACUCGAUGCUCAACUUUUUGGACAACGACUCAGAGCAAGUGGGUCAGCUGCAAGCUUUCGUCAACGCCUACCUCAAUGUGGCACGCCAAUCUGUGGCAGCUCUCGAGGAAGCCCAAGAAGCCCUUGCGGAAACCCUUUCGGAUGUGCAGAGCCGCCCACGCCGCGAGCCUCGCCCCCAGUCCACUUACAACUUUGACGACGAUGACGACGACGACGAUUAUGAUGACGAUGAUGCGCGAGAUAUCCCGGCCGGCACCGGCCCUUGUUGCAUUGCUGCCUAUGACUUUGAAGCCGAGGCAGAAGGCGAGCUCAGCUUUGCCGAGGGCCAGACCAUCCGCCUUCUUAGCCGCCUUGAUGAAAACUGGCUCGAGGGCGAACUCAACGGUCGCACCGGCAUUUUCCCCUCCACCUAUGUUGAAAUUGUGCGCGACCUGUAA